AUGCAGCAGCAGCAGCAGCAGCAGCAGCAACAGCAGCAGCGUAUGGUAGCACAGCACCGACACCGCUCGGUGCCCGUGCUGCCAAGCAGCAGCUACUCUUUUGACAGCAAUCCCAUCAUCAACAACGACAUCACUCUCGACACGACGCCAACGGCGAUAGCCUCGCCUUCACCCCUCUCCCCCUCCCCCUCCUCCACCCCCCUCUCGCCGCCUCUCUCUCCGCCACCCACCUCACCCACCUCGCCAGACCGGCACACAAUCUACCAGCCGCUCGCUGCGGCGGCCGCCUUUGACUUCCGGCCACUCGUCAUCCGCAAGAAGUCCAAGGCGUCGCUGCGUGGCCCUCCAACGCCAAUAUCCGUGGCCUCGCCAUCUCCUCCUCCUCCAUCCGACGAGAUUGCAGAGACCACCACCGACCCCCUCAAGCCUUUAUUUACCGCGUCGUCGGGGGUGCGCACACACCACUCGACGUCGUCCUUCUCUGCCGACCACGUCCGCGCGUUCCCCCACCUCCACUCGACGACUGCCGCCCAGCCGCUCGACGAGGCGCUGGCCGCCGGAGCGCAUGUGCGCGCCGCGCGCGUCCAGCGCCAGGUGUACAAGCGCGCCUCGGCCAGCGACCCCGCUCUUAGCUCGAGCUCGUCAGAGGUCUUCAGCCCGCAGUCGUCGACAUCAUCGACGCGCGGCCUCCGCCCGCUGAGCCUAGCGAACCGUGCUUCGAUCUCAUCCUCCAGCUCGCGGCUGUCUCGGUCUCUCCCUGGAGGCAAUGGGCGCCCAUCGUCACUUAAUGAACUAGACCAUCUGCGUGAUUUGGACAGGAGCCCACCGCCGAUCGACGACAGGAGGCACUCUGUGUCGGCGAGAAUGUCGCGGCUGAGCUUCAGCCACCAGCGCGGCGAGUCUCUGUACCGCGCCGAAUCGGUCUACAUCAAGGAGAGUGGUGCGUCGACGGCCCGGCACUCUGCCGACCCCUUGCCGCUCGACGAAGGCGGUACACUCGACGCGUCCCAGCGUCACACCGCCAUCGACGUCACCCUCUCCCGGCUGCUUGGGCAGUCGGUGCGGCGCUCGUCAACAGAGCUGACGCAAAACUACCUGUCCUACUGUGAAAGGAACGGAAUGGACCCUCGUGGGACCACGCGCCAGUGGCGCCAUGUAUCGACUGCUUCGAGCGAAGGAACAGGGACGCACAAGACGACCUCGAUAAUGGAGACGCCGACGCCCGAGGAGCCUGCUAUGUCGCCAACACCGCCCAGACCAAAACAGCGGUACAGACAAUACAACGGCCGCCCGCCGCCCCGUGCCAUCGACGCAUGCGAUGAAGACGCCGAGGCCGAGCCGGUCGAAAGUGCGAGCACAAAGAGCUCGGGUUUUGGCAAUGGGGAGAGGCAGGAGCUCGGUCUUCGUCCGAGCUCGAGUUUGACGACCUCGAGGGCCUUGUCCGACGCCGCCCGCCACGGGCGGCUGGCGACGAGGCAGCCGCGGAUGGGCAGCAGCAAGGCUCAUCAUCGCUCCUCCUCCCUCUCCCCGCAGACGUGGACCCACUCGACCACUUACUUCCAGAACCACAAUCCGCCGAUGGAGCCCAGUCUGGUUGGCUCUCCUACCUCGGCAACCUUGUAUGCCCCGUCCCCGAUGAUGGAUAGUGACUACGACGCCGGCGUCCCGUACACUGUCUCCAUUGCCGCGCGGCAGAUUACGGGGUCCAACAAGGCCAUGCCGGCGCGGCUGGCCUUCUUCCUCGCAUCAGUCUUCCCCAACCUGGUGACUACGCAAGAGCCGUGGCCGCCUCCGCGACCUCGUCCCGCCUCGCUCCCAUCCAAGCUGGAAUCUCCAUCCUGGGAUCUCCCGUGGAACGACUGGCGCGGUAUCCGCAGAGCCGGCCAGCAGCAGGCUGCACAAGUCCCACCUGUCACCGUCACGAGCCCCACGCUCCCACCGCACUUCCCCACGGACACACCCAACAUUUCGAACAUUGCCGCGCGCCUCGGCGCCGCUGGCCCCAAUACCCUGCGCGUACCGCAGCAGCCGCGCCGCCAACGCAGCCGGAGCUCGAUCGCGCUCAACACGCCGCAUGCUACCACACACGCGAAACCCGCCCUAUACUCCACACGGUAUACCCCACUGGCUGUUGCCCAGCUCACGUGCUUGCUCUAUAUUGCCACAAGCUAUACCUUUUACCAGCUCAAAGAGCUGUCCAGAGGCGCGAGCGGCGCCCGCCGCUAUCCGCAGCCCAGCGCUUAA
Vanrija pseudolonga is the source of this 2244-nucleotide messenger RNA. RefSeq lists its product as uncharacterized. The record is from RefSeq and is a predicted model, not a curated record. The transcript has 3 exons. NCBI's taxonomy places the organism in Eukaryota, Fungi, Basidiomycota, Tremellomycetes, Trichosporonales, Trichosporonaceae. The coding region runs from base 1 to 2244 and encodes 747 amino acids.